Messenger RNA from Gigantopelta aegis, 808 nucleotides. Its product is annotated as ufm1-specific protease 2-like. The annotation marks the transcript as partial. Gene Ontology annotation, molecular function: protein binding. The transcript has 6 exons. Lineage: Eukaryota; Metazoa; Mollusca; Gastropoda; Neomphalida; Peltospiridae. Gene Ontology annotation, biological process: signal transduction. The record is from RefSeq and is a predicted model, not a curated record.
AUGGUAACAGGAAGUUAUGCCUACCAUCACUACCUACAAGAUGGAUAUGAUGACAAAGGAUGGGGUUGUGCCUAUCGUUCAUUACAGACAAUAUGGUCAUGGUUUAGAUUUCAAGGUUAUACAGAGAGGACUAUACCAUCACAUCAUGAAAUACAACAGACAUUAGUGGAUUGUGGAGAUAAACCAUCAUCUUUUAUUGGAUCAAAGAAGUGGAUUGGAUCUAUUGAAGUUAGUAAUGUUCUUAAUCAUUUACUUGAAAUCAGUUCUCGUAUUCAUCAUUGUACUAGUGGUAAGGAAUUAGCUGAAACAGGACGUAUCCUUCUACAUCAUUUUGAAACUGAAGGGACUCCAGUGAUGAUGGGGGGUGGAGUUUUAGCUCAUACCAUAUUAGGAGUUGAAUAUAAUGAACAGUCAGGAGACAUCAGGUUUCUUAUAUUAGAUCCUCAUUAUAUUGGUCCUGAAGAUCUCAAACAAAUUCAAACUAAGGGUCAUGGCUUUGUCCUCCGUUUUCAUCUAGCUACUUCAAUCAGUUUUUUGAAUGGGAAACCAACUAUUGCUGAGUUAUGUGAACAUAUCAGAGUUGGUACUAAAUGGUACACAUUUGGUGUACUCCUCAAAUUAGAUACUACUGAACUAGAUAGUAUCAGAAUAAUGAAUGAAGAUAUCAGUUUCAAAGCUUUAAAAAUGUUUGAAUUGUGGCUGAGUUCCAAGCCAAGAGCUAUGAGAAGAGAGGUUAUUGAAACUCUACAGAAGCCCGCCAUUGCAGAGAAUUUUAUUGCUGAGGAAUACAAGAGAGCAUUAACAGAAA